AUGGGGGGAAAGCCGGCUGGGGAUGAGGCCUACGGGAAGCCCGUCAAACACGACCCUUCCUUCCGAGGCCCCAUCAAGAGCAGGGGCUGCACCGACGUCAUCUGCUGUGUCCUCUUCCUCCUCUUCCUCCUGGGCUACGCGGCGCUGGGCGUCGUGGCGUGGGUGUAUGGAGACCCCCGGCAAGUCCUCUACCCCAGGAACUCCACCGGGGCCUACUGCGGCAUGGGGGCCAACAAAGAGAAGCCCUAUCUCCUGUACUUCAACAUCUUCAGCUGCAUCCUGGCCACCAACAUCAUCACAGUCGCCGAGCACGGCCUGCAGUGCCCCACGCCCCAGGUGUGUGUGUCCUCCUGUCCGGCGGCCCCCUGGGUCGUGAGUCAGGGUGAGCUCUCACUGACGGUCGGGGAGGUCUUCUACGCUGCAAACCGGACUGUCUGCCUGCCAGGGGUGCCCUGGGAUAUGCCAGUACUCCAAAGCCUGGAACGAGAGCUCUGCCCCAGCUUCCUCCUCCCCUCCGCUCCAGCUCUGGGGCGCUGUUUUCCAUACCCCAAUAGUACACAGUUCGAGUUCCCAGGGAUCUCUGGCAACACCUCCAUCAACCAGGGGAUCAGUGGUCUUCUGGACAGCCUCAAUGCCCGUGACAUCAGCGUUAAGAUCUUUGAAGAUUUAGCCCAAUCCUGGUACUGGAUUCUUGUUGCCCUCGGCGUGGCUCUGGUCCUGAGCCUGCUGUUUCUCCUGCUUCUUCGCCUGGUGGCCGGGCCCCUGGUGCUGGUCCUGAUCCUAGGGGUGCUGGGGGUGCUGGCAUAUGGCAUCUACCACUGCUGGAAGGAGUACCAGGUGCUGCGGGACCAGGGUGCCUCCAUCACCCAGCUGGGCUUCACCACCAACCUCAGCGCCUACCGCAGUGUUCAGGAGACCUGGCUGGUGGCCCUGAUCGUGCUGGCUGUGCUGGAAGGCCUCCUGCUGCUCAUGCUCAUCUUCCUGCGGCAGCGGAUCCGCAUCGCCAUCGCCCUCCUGAAGGAGGCCAGCAAGGCUGUGGGACAGAUGAUGUCCACUGUGUUCUACCCGCUGGUCACCUUUGUCCUCCUGCUCGUCUGCAUUGCCUACUGGGCCAUGACUGCUCUGUACCUGGCCACCUCAGGACAACCUCAGUACGUCUUCUGGGCACCCAACGCCAGCCUCCCCAGCUGUGAGGCAGCGCCACUGAAUGCAUCGUGCGACCCCAUGGCUCAGCCCACGAACUCCUCGUGCCCAGGGCUGAUGUGCGUCUUCCAGGGCUACUUGUCCACAGGCCUGGUGCAACGUUCUCUCUUCAACUUGCAAAUCUACGGGGUCCUGGGGCUAUUCUGGACCCUCAACUGGGUCCUGGCUCUGGGCCAGUGUGUCCUGGCUGGGGCCUUUGCCUCCUUCUACUGGGCCUUCCACAAGCCCCAGGAUAUCCCCACCUUCCCCCUGAGCGCCGCCUUCAUCCGCACACUGCGUUACCACACCGGGUCGCUGGCCUUCGGGGCCCUCAUCCUGACCCUUGUGCAGAUAGCGCGGGUCACCUUGGAGUACAUUGACCACAAGCUGAGAGGCGCCCAGAACCCUAUGGCCCGCUGCAUCAUGUGCUGCUUCAAGUGCUGCCUCUGGUGUCUGGAGAAGUUUAUCAAGUUCCUGAACCGCAACGCAUACAUCAUGAUCGCCAUCUACGGGAAGAAUUUCUGUGUCUCAGCCAGAGACGCCUUCAUGCUGCUCAUGCGGAACAUUGUCAGGGUGGUGGUCCUGGACAAGGUCACAGACCUGCUGCUGCUCUUCGGGAAGCUGCUGGUGGUGGGAGGUGUCGGGGUCCUGUCCUUCUUUUUCUUCACCGGUCGCCUCGUGGGGCUGGGCAAAGACUUUGAGAGCGGCCCCCUCAACUAUUACUGGCUGCCCAUCAUGAUCUCCGUCGUGGGGGCCUACGUCAUCGCCAGCGGCUUCUUCAGCGUCUUUGGCAUGUGUGUGGACACGCUCUUCCUCUGCUUCCUGGAAGACCUGGAGCGGAACGACGGCUCCCCGGCCCGGCCCUACUUCAUGUCCAAGGCGCUCCUGCAGAUUCUCGGCAAGAAGAACGACGCGCCCCCGGGCGGCACGAGGAAGAAGCCCUGAGCCGGCGCCGCCCCGCGCGCGCAGCCUCCCAGCCUCCCCUCCCGCUCAGGUCCUGAUUUUGUAGUAAAAGAUGCUAUUAAAGAUGGAUACGUAUUUUGUUUUCG
Messenger RNA from Eptesicus fuscus (big brown bat), 2231 nucleotides. It is a transcript of the gene SLC44A4, whose product is annotated as solute carrier family 44 member 4. NCBI's taxonomy places the organism in Eukaryota, Metazoa, Chordata, Mammalia, Chiroptera, Vespertilionidae. Gene Ontology annotation, molecular function: thiamine pyrophosphate transmembrane transporter activity. The record is from RefSeq and is a predicted model, not a curated record. Gene Ontology annotation, biological process: choline transport; thiamine pyrophosphate transmembrane transport. Gene Ontology annotation, cellular component: plasma membrane. The coding region runs from base 1 to 2127 and encodes 708 amino acids. The transcript has 21 exons.